Molecule: messenger RNA, 3676 nt
Organism: Xylaria bambusicola
Lineage: Eukaryota; Fungi; Ascomycota; Sordariomycetes; Xylariales; Xylariaceae
Exons: 4
Coding region: 117-3206 (1029 amino acids)
Source: RefSeq, a predicted model, not a curated record
UGCAUGCUUGACCUUCGUUUUCAACAUCACUGAGUUUUCAGCGCAUACGGCGCCUUCAUUCGUUUCAUAGGCUGUGUUCUCAACCUGUGGCUGCUGUUUGGUCAUAUUUUCACAUCAUGGGCCUGUUCAAGAAAACACGCAAUCGCUCCCAGAGCACUGGCUCUCCUUUUCCGCAACCGCUUAUACAAGAUUCGGAUGACGAUGUUAUUCUGCCUAUCGAUGAACACGUCUACCUUACAAAAACUCAAGAUGGCAAACCAGCUCUUGGUCGGAAGAAGACUAGCAGACUUCUGCAGGACUUUGGGUGUGAUAUUCUAGGGCAAAGCUUCGGGGUUCCAUCCCGCAGAGAUUAUGAAGAACGAACCAGGUUGCAAAGUAUCGCAUCCCAGAGCUCGGGUUUAGUCACUGCUCAAGAAUCGCCUCGUCGAAGUGAAGAAGCAUCUUCGGAUGAUGAUGACGAUGACGAUGACGUUGAGUCAAUUGUACCACGUAGGGAGACAAGCAGCAGGAACCCGUCGUCAACGAGUCUCCCUUUUGCAAUGACCCGAUACAAUAAACAAGGCGCUUCACUCCCACACCAGCAAGUUCCGUAUACAGCAGGUCCUACGUUUCCGGCUCCCCCAGCAUUUGGCCAACACUAUUACCCUCCGCCGCCACCUCCUCCACCUCCAUUCGUGACGGGCUGGCCCAACAAUACAGCCACGAAUACUAGCGUACCUCCCGCUCCGAUGAGUUAUUACGGCGCCAACUAUCCUCCUACUCACUUGCCUAGCUACCCUAACAAUGGUACUUCUGCGUGGCAAGGAGGCCCAUUUUGGAGAAACCAGCAAAACCACAUGGCAACCCAGUAUCCUAAUCAUUUCGCAAUGCCCGGCCCUCAAGCUGCUGGAAUACCACCGCUAUCACACUACCAGCAAUUCACACGAGCGCAACCUGCUCAUAUUUCGCACAUGCAACCUAUGCCGUUUAUCCCCCCACCUCCCCCGCCACCUCCGCCGGGGUUGUUCCACGCUCAUGCCACGUCGACGAAGAGAGAAGCAUCCCGAGAUGAUAAGAAACAGGCGAGAAAUGAUAAUCAAGUUGUCGAGGAAACCCAUCACAGCCGAAAUUCAUCGAGGGGCACAAAGCAGACGCACGAAGAACUUGAUGAUAUGAAAGAUACUGAAGAUGUGAAGAAACGUCUUAGCAAACGCAUCCGUCAUGUUCAUCUAUGUGCCGGUUGUGGUGAGAAGCGAUCCACACGAUACCAGAGGGCACAUCCUCUAAAGAGAGGGCAAAUUCCGCCAGUGAACUAUUGCUACCGCUGCUUGAAAGAUGCUGCAGAUACAGACGGCGAUACUUCUGAUGAUGACCUGGGUACCGUUAAUGCUUAUAGAAAGAAAUGCGAACAAGCCGACGUAUCUUGGCCAAAAUCCGACGAGGACGACAUUAUUGACGAGAGCGAACAUUCUUACCAGCAUUCUUACAGAGAAUCUCGCAAGAAACACAAUCGAUUUGGACCUCUUUCCAGGCUUUUCUCUCGCAGGAGUUCUGCCCGUCAGCCCCCUUUAGCGCCUCGGUCAGUGUCUUCAGCGGAAGUAUCAAGAUCGAGAGCCUCGUCCCCUGUAUCAGAUCGGUACGCUGCGCGGUCUUUUUACGAAGCCCCAAAGUUUCCAGCUAUCAACCGUAAUGAAAGGGGUAGAAGCAGAACUAUUCGGGGUUCAAAAGCGGCAGUCCUGCCUGGAUGGGAGAGCACAGAUGCAGAUUCAAGUAGCCCAAAAAAAAGUUCGCCACUCAUACCUAACGAAGAAAAGCACGGUCAGGCUAAAAAGGAGGGUAAGAUUCAAACAACAAGCAAUAAUUUGCCAGCCUUGAACCGGCAUCGCAGUCGAAUCCCGCGACCUCGAACACAACUUAGAUCAUCCAAUAUGGACGUCCUUACCUCAGAGGACACUGAUGGGGGUAAUUUGACGCGUAUACUUGACGAAACGUUUGGUUUAGAUGAUCCUGGAAUGGCGAAACUAGGUCUAGCGUCACAGCCUGCUGGUAUUGAGGCACUGCCAAGCUCUUCGAAUAGGAUCACCCCCAAAGAGACGGCCAGGCCUGCGAAGCUAACAAGCAUCAAUGUUCCUACCGAGGAAGUAGUAAAGAAGUAUGGUCUACUGGCGUCCCAAGGGACCAGCCGCAAGGCUCAAGGUCCACGUGAACAACACCGCAGUGACAGAUCUUCGAGCACACCAGUAACGACAGCUUUGGGGAUUGUGUUGCCAGAGACUACUACUACCGAGACACUCACUGACGACCCAUUUGCCAUUUUUUCCUCCGCGGAUCCGCAAAUUUCAUUGAGCUAUGGUCCCCGUGUCGACGCAGAUCACUCGGACAACUUUUGUCACGAUCCUCGUCGGGGUUCACCCAAAGCCAGAUCACAACGACCAAGUGUCGAUUUAAUAGACCUUCCUGUUGAGCCGGAGGCUACUUUCAACUGGGAACCGCUCACGCCAACGGAUUUGCCCUAUACCGGUGUUUCCCAUUCUCCUCACGUCAUGAGCGACUCGUGGUCAGAGGCUUGCCAGACAGACAUGGAGCGAGAAGUGGAGGAGAUGGCUGAGCGUGACCUGGCAUUUGCGAGUAAGCUCUUCGAUAGUAGUCUCUCCAGCUCCCUGGCUGGUGGUGGCUCAGCAACAACCUCCUCCGCCUUCCCCGUGUCCAGUUAUAUCGCGAGUAACAUGUCGAUAGUGAGCUACAACUCCGACGACUCGGAUAAUGACCACGAUCACGUUGCUACUCCCAGCGCCAUCGACUCUGAGCCAGACGAGGACGUCACGGCGGCUGAUAAGCAGAAGCAUACCAAACAUAUUGAGUUCUCCAGCGAGGAAGAACAGAUCGCGAAAUCGAAAUUGCCAACUGAGCUCACUGUAGCUCGCGUCCGGAAUCGUAACAACCACCGUAUGACUGAGCGCAAGAACACGAACAAGAAUAAUAUGUACAACAUACCUGACGGUGCACAAGACGAAGAACGUAAUAAUGAAGAAGACGAUGUUGUUAAGUACGAUUCGUCACCAAUCGGGUCUUCACUCCUUGGCCACACGGGCCAUUCGAUGGACGACCUCGAUGUACGAAAUACACCACCGCCACCAGCACUCCCCGAUCGACCUGUCACCGACGGUUCUCGCUUGCGCCGCGGCUUAUACCAGCUCGACCACACGGCUUUCCCCACCCUAUUUUAAACUCCCAUUAAUUUUGCCAGAGAGAUCUCCUGGGUUAUAAUUCGCCAGCGGCUAGACGCACAUGUCGAGACUACACUGUCAUGAAUCCAGCGGGGCUUUCCCUCAAUCCUGCUAACCGUGUCCUUGUCGCAAUACCUUCCUACCUAUCUUCUUGUGAACAUUAUGACGAAAAUGCUUCGUUAGAUAGUUUCUGUGCUAAGCUUUUUGCCCGAGAGCACGAAUGAUUCAGGACGAAAACGAGAUGGUUUUCACAAACGCGAGGAGUUGAAAACGCAGGCAGGCUAGUGCGUUAUGUAGAGUAGUAACAACAAAAAGGGGGGAGUAUGGCAUGAGGAUCUUUCCUUGGGUCGUGUUAGGGGAUAGAUGGGAUGUUGCGAUGAGCAGAAAUAUAUAGUUAAUUCAGACAGGGAGAUGAAUACUUUAUAGAGGCUCGUUUUGAUAGUCUGCUUGCUGCAUGUGUCAGAUUUGCA